Molecule: messenger RNA, 3614 nt
Organism: Gracilinanus agilis (Agile Gracile Mouse Opossum)
Lineage: Eukaryota; Metazoa; Chordata; Mammalia; Didelphimorphia; Didelphidae
Gene: CEP131
Product: centrosomal protein 131
Exons: 27
Coding region: 84-3365 (1093 amino acids)
Biological process (GO): intraciliary transport involved in cilium assembly; cilium assembly; regulation of centrosome duplication
Cellular component (GO): centriolar satellite
Source: RefSeq, a predicted model, not a curated record
GAAGGGGAGGGUGUCCUUUCUUCUCCUCCCCGACCCCGGGCUCCUGCAUCAUUACAGGGCUGAGCAGGUUUGCUGUAAUCACAAUGAAAAGUACCCGGGCUUCCAGUAGCCCUGCCUGCUAUCCAGAAGACAACAUAGAAGGAAUGGACUUGAGCUUGACAGGCCUUCCCCUUCUUUUGUCCAGACGACCCAAUAGUGCAUCCCCUGCAAAGCCCUUUGCCCGUUCUGUCUCUGUUAUCACUGAAGACAAACCCAGGAGGAAUGCUCUGGAGUCUAGUUUGCCUGGGAAUUCCAGAGCUAUCAAUAACCUUCGAAGAUCCAGCAGCACUACCCAAGUCAACCAGCAGUUGAAUGGUACCCUCAGCACUGACCAGACUACAGAUUUCCUGACCUUCUUUGACAGCAGCUCUGGGGGUAGAAAGAAGCUGACAGGUCUGUGCAAAACUUCACCUGAGAAAAGAACCACAUGGAACAUUCUGGAUGACCAGCCCAGAGUGUUCACCAUUUCAUCCAGUGCUCGAAGCACCAAUACAGUUGACUCCUCAGUUGCUCUGAGGAAAAAGGAAGGCACGAUAUCCUUGGCACCUAACUUUACUGCCAACAACAGGAGCAACAAGGGAGCCAUGGGCAACUGUGUUACCACCAUGGUACAUAACAACUAUACCACUACAGACAAAGUGCCUCCACCUAAGAGUUCGAACCAGGCUGCCUCGUCCCUCAACAACAUCAUCAAGGCAACCACCAAUGAAGACAGUGAGAGCAGCAGUUUCAUGAAAUCUCAAAAGAAUUUCUCUAGCAAUAAUAAUAUGACUCGGAAUAAUACUAGCAGCACAGCAGGACUGCUUAAAAGGAGGGAGGUAACAGAAGAAGAAGCAGAGAGGUUUAUCCAUCAGGUGAAUUUAGCUGCUGUCACCAUUCAGCGCUGGUACCGACAUCAGGCCCAAAGACAUCGAGCUAGUGCAUCAAUGCUGGAACAGCUUCUGACAUCGAAGAGAAAGGAAAGACAACAAAAACAAUUGGAAGGGAAUAUCCUUGACUUGGAGCCAAGAAGAGAUUCAGAGAGAAAGAAAAUCCGGGAGGAGAAAGCCCGGCAGGCCAGACAAGCUGCCAUUCAGGAACUCCAGCAGAAACGAGCAGCCCAAAAGGCAAGAGACACUUCACUGGGGCAGCUGAAGGAGACCAGGAAGACAUCAAAAAAAAGGCCCACACAGGCAGCCUCCCCGAAGAAUGGGUGCCUGACAAACAGCACCUUCAAAGCUAACAAUGCAGGUGCCAGCUUCCAGACUACGGAUCCAGAGGAAUACUUCCAUCCAGGCCCUGACUCUUCCCUAGGUCUUAGUAAAUCUCCAGAGGAUAAGCCACAGGACAUAAUUUCCCAGGAGGUUGUUUGUGAGAUCCUGGAUACAACAGUCACAGCAGCCAGCAGAUCCCAGGCCAAGGUUACUCUCAAUGAACUGCUGGAAACCCUGAAGCUGUUAGAAGAAGAACCCGAACAGCUGACUGAACCCAAGACCUAUAAAAAGGAAAAAUAUGCCUGGAUCGAUGGGGAAGAUAGCUCUAAUUCUUUAACAGCUGACAACCUAGAGAAAUUUGGAAAACUGAAUCCACCCCCAGGAGUUCCAGAAGAUGGGGCAUUGCUCUCUGAGGCCAAGCUUCAGAGUAUCAUGAGUUUCUUAGAUGAGAUGGAGAAGUCAGAACAGGAACGACCCCACUCCGUAACCUCAGGGAUCUUGACUGAAGAAGAGCUGGUUCACUUGGAGCAGGCAUCUGCUGUGGCUACUGAGGUCACCAGCUCUAUGAUGAGGCUGAAGCUGGAGGUGGAAGAGAAGAAGCAGGCUAUGACACUGCUGCAGACAGCAUUGGCUCAGCAGCGAGAACUUACUGUCCGGAACGUGAAGGAAACAGAAAAGGAGCUAAACCACCAGCUCCAGCUGCAGAGGGAGCAGUAUGAAGCUGCUAUCCAGAGACACCUGGCCUUCAUUGAUCAGCUGAUUGACGACAAGAAGGUCCUGAAUGAGAAGUGCGAGGCAGUGGUAGCUGAGCUGAAGCAAGUGGACCAGAAAUACACAAAGAGAAUCACCCAGUUGCAGGAGCAGCAUGAACUGGAGAUUAAGAAACUCAAAGAACUAAUGAGUGCCACAGAAAAAAUUCGCAGAGAGAAGUGGAUCAAUGAGAAAACCAAAAAGAUCAAAGAGAUCACUGUCCGAGGCUUGGAGCCAGAGAUCCAGAAGCUGAUUGCCAAACACAAGCAGGAAAUCAAUAAGUUAAAGACUCUUCAUGAAGCUGAGCUGCUGCAGUCAGACCAGCGGGCUGCUCAGCGCUACGUGCAACAGACUGAAGAGCUGCGAGAACAUCUAGAGCGAGAGAAGGAGGAGGAAGGACGGCGAGAGAGGGAGUUGGCCCGACAGCGAUAUGAGAAGCACUUGGAGGAGGAGGAAGAAGCCCUUCAGCAGCAGCGGCGCCGACUCUACAGUGAAGUGGCAGAAGAGAAGGAACGGCUAACCCAGCAGGCUGCCAGGCAGCGGGCAGAGCUUGAGAAACUGAGGCAGCAACUCGAGGAGAACAGCUGUGUGGUGACAAAAGCCCUCAGAGAGGAGUAUGAAAAGGGGAGAGAGGAACAAGAGAGGCGGCACCAGUUGGAUAUGAAAGCCCUGAAGGAACGGUUAGAGGUGGAGAAGGAAGCCUGGGAAGCCAACUACUUAAAGAAAGAGGAAGCGUGGCUGCUAAAACGGGAGCGUGAGUUGAAGGAUGAAGUUCGGAAAGUCAGGGACAAGGAGAUUGAGCUGGUUAUUCAGAGGCUUGAAGCUGAUAUGACCCUAUCCAAGGAGGAGUGUGAGCAAACAGCUGAGAACAGGAUCAAGCGUAUACGUGACAAAUAUGAGGCAGAACUUGCUGAUUUGGAACAGUCUGAGCGGAAGCUUCAGGAGCGCUGUAUGGAGCUAAAGGGUCGGUUGGGGGAAGCCGAAGGUGAGAACUUGAGGCUCCAAGGCCUAGUGAAGCAGAAGGAGAAGGAGGUAGAAGAUGUGAAAAUGGUAAAGGACAAGUUAAUGGAAGAGAGGAACAGCCUGUCAGAGGUGAUCCGCGAAGAAUUCUCAGACCAACUAACUGCCACUGAAGAGGAGAACAGGCAGCUGAAAACAGAAAUAUCAGUGUUACGAACUCGUCAACAGUUAGAACUAGAGAAGAUCAAUCGGGACAAAGAAGAAGAGCUGGGAGAAGUGCAUAAGAGGGUCAAGAUGGCUAUAAUGAAGAAAGAAGAGACUGUGAACAACCUUCGAAAACAGUAUGAAGCAGCAGUAAGGCGGGCUGACCACCUGGAGGCAUUGCUGGAUCAACAGAGGAAGCAGCUUCUGGGUGCCAAAUGAGCACAUGGCUCUUGCCACACAGAAGAGAGAUUGCGGCUACAGGUUUGCCUGGGUGGCCCUCACUGUCCAGUAUGACUGUGAGUCUAUGGCUGUGAAUGAGGAAACACUAAUUCCCGAGCUCUUGGGAGAGAAGAGGGGCUCUCCUCAUCCUUUGCUAUUCUGUUUUUACAAUGUUUGUCCCAGGACUGAGUGGCUCCCUGACCCAAGAGCUGUCUUAGGGUUUUUGUCAUUGUAUUUUAACAUUAAAAA